This is a messenger RNA of Nicotiana tabacum (common tobacco), 1823 nucleotides long. The record is from RefSeq and is a predicted model, not a curated record. Lineage: Eukaryota; Viridiplantae; Streptophyta; Magnoliopsida; Solanales; Solanaceae.
AUGUAUGAAGAUUUGAAGGGGUUAAGAACAAGUAAAAAGUUCGGGGGUAAAUUAAGGAGUUCUGGAAUUGAAAAGAUUGAUCCAGUUUCACAAAUUAAUUUGCAGGCAGUAUUAGAUGGGGUUGAUAUCUUGACUCUGUCAGUAGGACCAGAUGAACCACCAGAAGGCACACUGACUUUCUUGAGCCUGUUUGAGAUAUUCAUGUUAGCUGCACACAAGGCUGGAACGUUUGUUGUUCAAGCAGCUGGGAACCAGGGUCCUUCUCCUUACUCUGUUAUCUCUUAUAGUCCAUGGGCUGUAGGUGUUGCUGCUUGUGACAUUGAUAGAACCUAUCCUGCCACUCUUAUUCUUGGUAACGGUCUCAAAAUUGGGGGUGUAGGAUUAUCAGGACCGACAUUUGGAGGUGGAUUGAUUCAGUAUAAGCUGGUUUUGGCUAAGGAUGCGGUAAAAACAAAUAGCACAUUUUCAAGAAUUUUCAAUGCGGAUGAAUGCCAAUACCCAGAGGCAUUUGACCCUCUUGUUGUGGAAGACAGUGUUGUGAUUUGCACAUUUUCAGCUGGUUUCUAUAAUGGGAAUUCCAGUCUUAUGGGCAUCAUACAUACUGCCAACCUUAUUGGAUUCAAAGCGUUUGUUUUUGUUGCAAAUCCAACUUAUGGAGAUUUCAUAGCGGAGCCUAUUCCUUUUGCUACUCCUGGCAUUAUGAUACCAAAAACUACUGAUACCCAGAAUAUAUUGCAGUACUAUGAAAGAGAAACUGUAAGGGACAAGAAUGGUUUUGUGGUAAGAUAUGGUGGUAGAGCAGCCAUAAGUGAAGGAAGAAUUGCUUCUUACAAGGGUAGAGUUCCUAUAGUUAGUAGAUUUUCGUCAAGGGGUCCUGAUUACAUUGAUCAAAGUAAAAAUCCUACUGAUGUACUUAAGCCUGAUAUUUUGGCUCCUGGACACCAAAUUUGGGCAGCUUGGAGUCCCAUGAGUGUUUUAAAUCCCAUUCUGUCUGGACAUAAUUUUGCCCUAAUGUCUGGUACAAGCAUGGCAACACCUCAUAUUGCUGGAAUAGCUGCACUAAUAAAGCAAUAUAAUCCAUCAUGGACACCAUCAAUGGUAGCUUCAGCAAUGUCAACCACAGCCACCACUUAUGACAAUCUUGGGGACCCCAUUAUGGCUCAUGGAUUUGAUCUCUACACCUUAUACACUUCUGCUCCUUUUGGUUUUGGUGCUGGCCUUGUCAAUCCCUCUCGUGCUCUCCAUCCCGGUCUCAUCUUUUCAGCAGGGUACGAGGAUUACAUCAGUUUCCUGUGUUCUUUACCAAAUAUUGAUAGUGCAAUAGUGAAAAGUGCAACAGGAGGAGUUUGUGGUGAGUUAUUUGAGAAUCCAUCGGACCUAAAUUUGCCUUCGAUUACAAUAACAUCCCUUAAUGGAUCGCGACUAGUACGUCGGACAGUCAUGAAUGUGGGAAGCAAAGCAGAGACGUAUGUUAGUGCAGUGUUGCCACCAAAAGGAGUGAUGGUUGAUAUACAACCAUCUUGGUUUAAAAUAGCUCCACAAGGAACCCAACAUUUGCACAUUACACUCAAUGUCACCCAGCCUCUUGAUGACUUUACUUUUGGUCAAAUUGUUUUAACGGGAUCUUUACAUCACCUCGUCAAGAUGCCACUAUCAAUUUUCCCCAAGAGGCAAUGACUAACGUGAUAGUCGAUCAUAUAGUUAUAUACUCUUAUCUUGUGCCUUUGUAGCUUGCCUCUCAUUGUCGACAUUACCUAUGUACUUUCAAAAAUAAGACAGUGUAUUAAGCCUUUCUAUUACUAGUAUUUUCCAGUUAUUGACCA